ACGCUGGCAUCAGACAGAAGGCCACGGACUAGAAUUGGAAUAAGAGACGAUUCAACAAGUCGCUGAAUUAUCGUUCAUGACUACCAAACCCAAACACCAUGCCCAGACACGGCAACGUACAUGACCCAAGUUGACCCCUCUCAGAGAUGGGCGAUCGAAACUGACCACUCCAAGCCAUGCGGUUUAGGGUUCUAUUCAAGGUUUUCAAGAACUUAAGGGGACGUCAGCCGUGUCUACAACUUCGCAGUCUCUAUAACCUGGGCGUGUUCUCCGCCCUUGCUGUCGUCAUCAUUGUUUACAUUCUACUGUGGGACCAGGAACAAAUCAAGCAGCUCAGGGUGUUAACGGCCGGUUGGAAUUUCACUUCCUCUGACGUCACGCUCACCUACUGUCAAAAGAGAAGACAGUUUUCAAACCAAACUAACGGGCUAGGUGACGUACACGAAUCAACGAAACGCAGGCAAGGUCAACAAUGUAUUCAUCCAGAACUGAAUCCUUGCGACCCAACGAUUGUACAAUUCGAUUACACGCUUGAAAAUAUCAGCUGUUCAGCCGCAGAAGAGAACUGGGUCUAUGUGGAUAAUGGGACAUUCAGGAUAUCAAAAGAAGCGAAGAAAAAAUACGGCCUAAUUACUUGUGAGUACGCUCCCCUGAUCAGGGCAAAAGGCGAUUUUACAGUGAUGCUGGGAGAACACAUUAAACCUAUGUUGGAUGGCACCCCCUUGGUCUCUGAUUUUUUUAAGGUUGCCUGUAUCUCUCCAUCUGGGAAACGCUACCAUAGUGUACAUGCAGGUGUUGCCUUCAAUGCCACCCUUCACUCAAAGUACAAGCAUGUUGUCAGCAAGAACAGAAUCAUGGGCUAUGAUGUUCUUAUGUUUGGAUUUGACUCGACAUCCAGGAUGUCUUGGUUGAGGAACCUACCAAAGACCAGAGACUACUUCAUCAACACUUUAGGAGGUCUGGAAUUAGAGGGUUACAACAUUGCAGGUGAUGGGACAGUUCAGGCUUUACUCCCAAUCCUUGCUGGGAACAUGGAAGCUGACCUUCAUCAAGCAAGAAGAGGUUUCAUGGGGGCCUCGGAGGUGGAUGACUUCCCUUGGAUAUGGAAACAGUUUCAUGACUCAGGCUAUGUAACAGCUUGGGGGGAGGACAUGUCACAUACUGGCACUUUUCAACUUCGCCUGAAAGGUUUCAAACAGCAACCCACUGACCACUCAAUGAGAACGUAUUUCCUGUCUGCUGAACCCAUGUAUUCAAAAUUCCUUCCCUGGUGCAUUGGCUCAGAGCGGCGCCAAGACCGGUUCUUUAACUGGUUCAGAGAUGUCUUCCACAUGUAUCAGAUGAAACCAAAGUUUGUCUUUGGGUUCCAUUCAGAGUAUAGCCAUUCGGACAAUAAUAACUUAAAACAGAUGGACCAAACUUUAUUAGACUUCCUCACCCAUCUGCAGUCUAACUCUUAUCUAGACAAUGCUAUACUCAUCUUAAUGGCAGACCAUGGUGCCAGGUUCAGUAACAUCAGGACGACGCCACAAGGGAAGAUAGAAGAACGAAUGCCUUACUUUUCUUUUAGGUUUCCACCCUCGUUUAAACAACGCUUCCCGCAAGAGUUAGAACAUUUCAAAACCAACCUGAAGAGGCUUACAGGCCCUUUUGAUAUUCAUGAAACAUUCCACCAUAUGCUAGAUUUAGAUAGCCCACCUAAAGAUCACACGCUUAAGAGGGGUAUGAGCUUGUUCCGGGAGGUGCCCAAAUCUAGAACCUGCGCUGAAGCUGGGAUUGAGACUCACUGGUGCGCAUGCUUGAACUGGCAAACAGUUGAUCAACAGGAAACCAUACAAAAACUCAGCAAUGUUGUUAUCAAAGCCAUCAAUGACAUGCUGUCUAAGGUCAAAAGUCAGUGUGCACUACUCGAAGUCAAGGCCGUGUCACAAGUUCUUCAGAUAGAGGUCAACAAAGACAUGCUGAAGUUUAGGAAGAGUCUGGACAUCCACGGUGACAAGCCGGACCUGAGCGACUCCAUGACCUCUGAGUUUGAGUACUUUCAGAUCACCCUGGAGACGACCCCUGGAGGGGGUCUCUUUGAGGCCACGGUAGAACAUUCCUUGCUGAGCCAUGAGAUGAAGGUCAGUGAAAAGCAGAUCAGUCGCAUCAACAAGUAUGGUGAUGCACCCAAGUGUAUUGAGAAAACCUUCCCCCACUUGAGGCCUUAUUGUGUUUGUCUGAAGUAAUUGAUGAUUUGUCUUAUAUCUGGAUGAGAGUAUGUUAUAUUUAUUACAUUAUUAUUUUAUUUAUUUGGAUAGUUUAAAUAAAAAUCACACUAAUGUAUAAGUAGCCUAUGUAUAUAUCAAUACAGGUGUUUAUAUUGAUAAAUAAAUUUAUAUAUAUUUAUUUACUUAUCACAUUCACGUAAGCUACACAUAUUAUGCCAGUCACCUAAACAUCUUAUAAGAUACAGGGGGGAGCGCAUAAUUCCACCACUAAUGAUACACUACAAAAUCUCUAGCACUUGACUCCAGACAUACCACGACUACAUCGCUUGAAAAAUUGCUCCUUAAACUUGUAUUUUUUUUUGUAUACUGCUUCUGAUAAACCAAAGAUUCGUUGCAACACUUUUGGUUCAUAUUAUUUUAUGGAAAUGCAUUAAAUAUUUUCCUGUAUAUAAAUAUGUCUUUCAUUUGAUGAUUUUUAAGUGAACAUCCUUUGAAAGCUGUUAAACAUUAAUUAAUGACAAAUUUUUUCCUGAUUUAAGAUUUUUAUGAAACAUGAUAUGGUUCUCAAUAUUUUUGUCAAUUAAUAUUAAAGUAUUUUCAUUUUCUAAAAGAUGUAGUUAUUUCUUUAUUUACAAGUUAUUAAAAAUUCUCCAUUUCCUGUUGUAAAAUAACUAUCAUGACAUGAUUUACAGUAACAGGUUUUUUUCUUGACUUUGUUUGAGCUAUUUGCCAGUGCAUUAAUUUCUAUUUUGUUUAAAUAUUUAACUCCUAUGUUUUUCAUUGAAUGUUUAACAUUUGAAUGAGGGUGAUUGUUGAACAUUAUUUUGAAAAAAUUGGAAACGUACAAAUAUUUUAGGGUAAAUAUAAAACAUUGCUUGGUAUAGAAAUGAGGCUCCACACUGAUAAGUAAGUCUAAUUAGUUAUUCUUUUGAAUUCAUUUGUUCAACAAAAUGUUAAAAAAAAAAUAUUACUAACACAUGUAGAUCAAUUUUGACAAUCGUAGUGUGUUUCUUUUAUGGUGACAAAAUAUUAAGUUAUAACUAUUGAGUAAGAUUGUGUGUGUAUUAAAGCUAAAUUAUUUUGAUGGGAUGAAAGAUAUAUUUUUGUUGGCUAAAAACCAAAUGUCUUACAUUAAGAUAUUUGUAAAUCUUUUUGAAGAGAAUGAUUCAAUUGACCACCCUUUUGAUUACAAUUAUAUGCGCCUGUGUUCUCAAUAAAAUGAAAGCAUUCAUGUGAUGAUUCAUUUUUGC
This is a messenger RNA of Physella acuta, 3460 nucleotides long. RefSeq lists its product as uncharacterized. The record is from RefSeq and is a predicted model, not a curated record. NCBI's taxonomy places the organism in Eukaryota, Metazoa, Mollusca, Gastropoda, Physidae.